Molecule: messenger RNA, 1617 nt
Organism: Anopheles maculipalpis
Lineage: Eukaryota; Metazoa; Arthropoda; Insecta; Diptera; Culicidae
Gene: Flo2
Product: flotillin-2
Exons: 6
Coding region: 265-1572 (435 amino acids)
Biological process (GO): protein localization to plasma membrane; regulation of myoblast differentiation
Cellular component (GO): plasma membrane
Source: RefSeq, a predicted model, not a curated record
AGUGAAAGAGCUUGUGCGUGUGAGAAAGCGAAAAUUAGUGCGCGAGUGUGUGUUGGUGGUUAAGCUGUGUUUAACACGUGCGUUAUUGAUGGUGUGCGUGUUUACUUGUUAAUUCACUGAAACCAGCAGCAGCGGCAUAGUGUAGCAUACGUCGGUAGUGUCACAAAAUCGGAAAAAUCCAGUGUAUCCGUUUGUGUCGCGAGUCCUUUUAGCGGGUAGUGUGGAAAUCUAUCGUGCGUACGUAUCCGAGAAAAGCAGCCGAAAAUGGGAAACAUACACACCGUUGGACCUAAUGAGGCCCUCAUCGUAUCAGGUGGCUGUUGUGGCUCAACAAAGAAGCGCACGAUUGUAGGCGGCUGGGCAUGGGCCUGGUGGCUAGUGACCGAUGUUCAGCGGCUCUCGCUCGAAGUGAUGACCCUGAAUCCGAUGUGCGAAAUGGUCGAAACGGCUCAGGGUGUCCCGUUGACCGUGACCGGUGUAGCACAGUGCAAAAUCAUGAAGAUGAUGAACGUCUAUUAUUUUCACCAUCAGGCCGACGAGCUGCUGGGUACGGCGAGCGAACAAUUUUUGGGCAAAUCGGUGAAGGAGAUCAAGAUGACAAUCCUGCAAACGCUCGAAGGUCACUUGCGAGCCAUUCUCGGAACGCUUACAGUCGAGGAGGUAUACAAAGACCGCGAUCAGUUCGCGGCAUUAGUGCGCGAGGUCGCGGCCCCUGACGUCGGCAGGAUGGGCAUUGAGAUACUGUCCUUUACGAUCAAGGACGUGUACGACGAUGUCCAGUACCUGCAGUCGCUCGGUAAGGCACAGACGGCGAGCGUAAAGCGCGAUGCUGAUGCGGGCGUUGCCGAGGCCAACCGUGAUGCUGGCAUUCGGGAAGCCGAGUGUGAAAAGAGCGCUAUGGAUGUAAAAUACUCAACCGACACGAAGAUCGAGGACAACGCACGCAUGUACAAGCUGCAGAAGGCAAACUUUGAUCAGGAAAUCAACACUGCGAAAGCAGAAUCGCAACUUGCAUACGAACUGCAGGCAGCCAAGAUCCGCCAGCGCAUACGUAACGAAGAAAUUCAGAUCGAUAUUGUCGAGCGUCGCAAGCAGAUCGAGAUCGAAACUCAGGAAAUCAAUCGAAAGGAGUGCGAGCUGUCCGCCACCGUAAAGCUGCCGGCCGAGGCGGAAAGUUACCGCGUACAGACGAUCGCCGAGGGUAAGCGCACGCAAACGGUUGAAACGGCACGUGCGGAAGCUGAGCGCAUCAAGAAGAUUGGAUCGGCGGAAGCGUACGCUAUCGAACAGGUCGGAAAAGCGGAAGCGGAGCGGAUGCGCAUGAAGGCGAACGUGUACAAGAUGUACGGCGAUGCGGCCAUCAUGAAUAUCGUGCUCGAAUCACUGCCUAAGAUUGCGGCGGAAGUUGCGGCUCCGUUGGCAAAGACCGAGGAGAUUGUACUGAUCGGUGGUAACGAUCAAACGACGGGCGAUGUAACGCGUCUCGUUGGCCAGCUGCCUCCAGCCAUCAAUGCCCUGACCGGUGUCGAUCUAUCGAAAGUGCUGGGAAAGAUUCCCGGCGCAAAAGCAUAAUCAGACGACGGACGAUGGAUGCUGAUGACUUCAGCGUAAUGUGGU